This is a messenger RNA of Melampsora larici-populina 98AG31, 673 nucleotides long. RefSeq lists its product as uncharacterized. The record is from RefSeq and is a predicted model, not a curated record. The transcript is spliced from 5 exons. Bases 151 to 501 code for a protein of 116 amino acids. NCBI's taxonomy places the organism in Eukaryota, Fungi, Basidiomycota, Pucciniomycetes, Pucciniales, Melampsoraceae.
AUUUCAUAAUCAAGACUUCAAUUAGAUUUCUACUCUAUCAACAAACAUUUCUUUAUCAACCGAGCUCUUUACCAGUCUUCACUCAACCAAAUCAAAAACCCAUCCAUCCAUCCAUCCAUCCAAACACAUCAAUCCAUCAAUCAAUCAAUCAUGACUACCACCAUUCAAAACCUUGCUCCUAUCGUACCUUUUAUCGAACCUACUGAACCAUUACAAUUAGAUGCAAUCUUUAGUCCAAUCUAUGAAACUCAACAAACUAAUCGAAUCAGCCAAGAUCGAAAAGGGAAAUCUGUCUCUAAUCCUGGAUCUACUGGAACUCAAUCACAAAGCAGAUCAAGUAAUGUGGAACAUACCAGAUCACCAUCAGAGGAAGAAAUCAUACUUGAAAAGACUCGUCGUGAAUUAGAAGAUAAGAUUUCAGAACUUAAUAAACUCAAGAACCAACUUGCUGAAACUGAACAUCGAGCACGUGAACUCGAAUCUAAGAUUCCAGCCUCAUGAAACCCACUUCCCAUAUCAUUGAUAAAAAAAACCCUUUUUGUUUCCUCGAACCUUUAACAACAUUCCUACACCAUUCUUGACGGGUUUUUUCCAUCAAUCUAUCGUUUUUUUUCAUCUUUCAAAUCUUUUUUAGAUCAUUUCAUCCAUAGACAACAGCUUAUGUGGAUGAAUG